CGCAGUAAUGUCGCCCAGUCAGGUUUUGUUGAUCUCAGUGCUAUUGGGUCUAAAUAGUUAUCAUGUAUUUGGCCAAACCACCAUCGAUUGUCAAAGACCGCCGCAACUUGUGGAUCCCGCACUUUGCUGCAGGGAUGGAGGUCGCGACCAGGUGUCAGAGCAGUGCGCCCAGCGGAUUCUAGGAGCAGCAAGUGGACAGAAGCCAGGAGGUCCUCCAUCACUGGACACGGCAGCAUGCCUCGCCGAGUGCAUUCUCACUUCAUCCAAGUACCUUGAGGAGCCCCAAAAACUGAACUUGGCCAACAUACGCAGUGAUCUCUCGGCCAAGUUCUCCAACGACAGCGUCUAUGUGGAAGCAAUGUCGAUGGCCUACUCCAAGUGUGAGCCCCAAUCUCAGCGCAGAUUGGCAAUGAUCCUGCAGCAACAGCAACAGCAACUGCAGCAGCAACAGCCCCAGCAGCAACAACCGAGAUGCAGUCCCUUCUCCGCCAUCGUCCUCGGUUGCACGUAUAUGGAAUACUUUAAGAACUGUCCGGAUCAUCGGUGGACGCAAAAUGCCCAGUGUGCUCUGGCAAAAGCCUAUGUUACGCAGUGCGGCCUGGGUGCUUAACUUUCCGAUUCAUUCCAGUCGAAGCUUGUAUA
Drosophila subpulchrella is the source of this 642-nucleotide messenger RNA. RefSeq names its product POU domain, class 6, transcription factor 2 (gene Obp47b). Bases 8 to 610 code for a protein of 200 amino acids. Lineage: Eukaryota; Metazoa; Arthropoda; Insecta; Diptera; Drosophilidae. The transcript is spliced from 3 exons. The record is from RefSeq and is a predicted model, not a curated record.